UUGUCUGCGACUGCCUGCAAAGCUUUGUUUUCCUAUCACUGAACACUGUUCCCGUUUUUAUAUCUGCUCUCUAAAAGACAGUGUGUUAUUCAGUGGUGAGGGAUGUGAGCACGCUGGGUUUAGAGGGGAGUGUGCAAGGCCAGUGCAUGGGGGCUUCUCCUCUUUGGAUGUCUGCAGUGCUCAGGCAUUCUGAACACAAAAGAAGUACAGGGGGAGGUGGGGAAUCUUAGCUGCUGCCUGAAGAGUUAAUGUAAGCCUCAUCAUUCUAUACAGGUCAAACCCAAGAACUAUAUUAGAGUCAUUGUUUAAUACAGCAUGGAAAGUCUCAGCCCUCCCAUAAUGUUUGAUUUCAAUAUGGGCAGUGGCGGCACUAUGGUGACCCCUGGGAAAAAGCCAGCAGGGGAGACUUCAAACUCCAAUAAAAAAUGUAAGCGAUACUUCAACGAGCAUUGGAAAGAAGAGUUCACAUGGCUGGAGUUUGAUUAUGAACGUAAGCUGAUGUUCUGCAUAGAGUGCCGACAGGCUCUGGUGAAGAACAAGCAUGGCAAGGCCGAGAAUGCCUUUACAGUAGGCACUGACAACUUUCAGCGUCAUGCACUUCUUCGUCAUGUGACAUCAGGUGCCCACAGGCAGGCACUUGCAGUCAAUAGGGAACAGCUAGCCAUGGAAUUACAGUAUCAUCAAGAAAUGAAGUCAGUAAUUAAAGCAGAGAUGGACCCUUCCAAAAUAGCAAUUUUAUCCACAGUUUACUGUAUGGCUAAGGAUGGCAUCUCAAAUGGUAAACUGUCUUCACUGCUGGAACUGCAGAAGUUCAAUCUUUGUGAAGCAUUAUUGUCCUCUGAGCAAAAUGAAUAUUACCACCCAAGCAGUGUGAGAGAAAUGCAGGCCGCCAUUGUUAAAGUCCUUCGCAGCGAUGAUCGGAGUAGAUUGAAAGACUCCCCAUUCAUUGGGCUGGUGGUUGAUGAGACUGUGGACAUCAUAGAACACCGAAAUCUUGUGGUGUUUGCAACUUCAAUUUCACCUUGCAAUGGGCAACUGUACGUCAUGUUCCUUGGAAGGUUUGAGUUGUCAUUAGGCGAAGUCAACUCUGUUACAGACAAAUUAGUGCAAAUAUUAGAAGACUUUCAUAUACCAGCUAAAAAGGUUGCCUGGCUCACUUCAGAUGGAACUUCAUUGAUGUCUGAUCAAUUGAAUGGUGUUGGAGAAAAACUAAGGUCCCUUUGUCCUCUUAUCACAGAACUUCAUUGCAUAUCACAUAAAAGAUCUUUGCUUCCAGCUGAAAGUUUUAUCAGCAUUGAAUAUGCAAGGAAAUAUGAAAGUAUUAUGGAUGCUGUUUAUAGACUCUAUGGCAAUAAGAAUGGGGACAGUCACAGUAUACAAGAGUUACAGAAUGUUUUUGCAUUAUGUGGCAUAGAUUUAAAUACUCCAGGUACAAUUCACUGGACAUCCAUAUUGUCAGCGGUUGAAACCAUUGAUUCUUCCUGGCCAAGCCUGGUUCUUUUACUUGAAAGUGAAUCUUCAAAGUCUCCCAUAGCCAGUGGACUAUGCUUAGAGCUUAAAAAAUUCUGGUUUGUGGCUUUUACCAAGGUAUUACUAGACAUCCUCCCCAUUUUUCAGAAACUCAACCAGUUUUUCCAGAUUGAGGACUUAGACUUAUCAAUGGUAAAUCCCAUUGUCUCUGCAUCCUUGGCCACUUUGCAGGCUCAGAAAUCCAUGAGUGGUCAGAACUUUCAGGAGUUCUUGAAUGAGCUGAAUGAGCAUCCAGAUGAAGACAAUGAGAGCAGAUUUUACUAUAAAGGGGUGGAGUUGGCAGACUGUUCAAAAGCCAAGCUGAAGAGUUUUGAGAUCCUAAAAGAGACUUGUCUUGAUAAUGUUUGCAGGAGCCUGCAAGACCGUUUUCCUUGCAGUGUUCUCAAGGUGGUAAGCUCCUUCUCUAUAAUUUUCAAUCCAAAGUGCUACCCAUCAUCUUUGGAUGACAUAGGCACUUAUGGUGAGGAGGACCUGCGCCAUCUUCUGCAGUAUUUUUCUCAUGUACUGAUUCCUGAGCGAGCUUCCAAUGACUUUGCCUUAUUCAAACGUAUUGUGUUCAGCCUUAGCAACCUGACCUUCAAAGACCUCUGUGUUAAGCUGGUUCAUACCAGCUCAGAAAUGCAUGAGCUAUUCCCUGACUUCACUGUCCUUGCUGCUGUGGCUCUGGCUCUUCCCCUUGGAUCGGUGCUUUAUGAGAAAAUUCACAGAGCCGAAGAGAACUGGAAAAUGAUAAGAAGGUUAGGGAGGAUAGAAGGCAGUCUUUGUGAUGUCUUGAAAAUCAGCAUUGAUGGCCCAGUACUUAAUGAGUUUGACACUGCCAGAGCCAUUGAUUUAUUUGAAAACAUGAGAGAACAUGAGUCCUUUGCCUCUGAGGAAAAAUGGGAAUCUCAAUGUACUUAAGUGAAAUCAUCAUGGACAAGAUAAAACAACUGUUUGUCAGAUACAGGGUGAUUCUCUUAAGCAAAAUUGUGUUUCAGUCCUACCACUAGGUAUGGACUAUAUCAUUUACUCUUGUAUCAAAGGGAUAUGAAACCCACAUUUUUUCUGUCAUGAUUGAGAAAGAAUAUGCAAUUUCUCUUGUAAGGUGUAUCCAGUCCACGGAUCAUCCAUUACUUGUGGGAUAUUCUCCUUCCCAACAGGAAGUUGCAAGAGGAUCAUCCACAGCAGAGCUGCUAUAUAGCUCCUCCCCUA
This is a messenger RNA of Bombina bombina (fire-bellied toad), 2721 nucleotides long. RefSeq names its product chromosome 1 C17orf113 homolog (gene C1H17orf113). The transcript is spliced from 3 exons. The coding region runs from base 316 to 2430 and encodes 704 amino acids. NCBI's taxonomy places the organism in Eukaryota, Metazoa, Chordata, Amphibia, Anura, Bombinatoridae. The record is from RefSeq and is a predicted model, not a curated record.